Messenger RNA from Lycium barbarum (goji berry), 1829 nucleotides. Its product is annotated as NAC domain-containing protein 7-like. The transcript has 4 exons. Gene Ontology annotation, molecular function: DNA binding. Gene Ontology annotation, biological process: regulation of DNA-templated transcription. NCBI's taxonomy places the organism in Eukaryota, Viridiplantae, Streptophyta, Magnoliopsida, Solanales, Solanaceae. Bases 397 to 1434 code for a protein of 345 amino acids. The record is from RefSeq and is a predicted model, not a curated record.
UCUUCAUCCUUCUUCCAUUCUCUCUGCCCCCUUUUUUUUUCUUGAGUUCAUUUGUCUCAUUUCCUACUGUUUAUUCUUUCCUCGGGAUUUGGUCCAAAAGACAGCCAAACUCGAAAUCCCAGAUUGUUCUUGUGGGAGUUAUAAGGAUUCCAAAUCCCGAGGAUAUUAAAAAGUUCGAUUUUCCAGUGUUUGUCUUUUUGUUGUCUCUCCUCUUUUGUCUUUUUCUAAGUUUCUUGGUACCGCAGUUGACCCUUUUCUUCUUCUUGGAAGAUCGCUGACUUAGGCUACAAAUUCAAAUUCCUCUUCACUUGCCACUUUGAUUCUGUGCUGCCCAAUAUUGACUCUCCUCAGAUCUGUGCAUUUGAAAAUUAAGGUUACACAUUUGAGUGAGAGAUCAUGAAUUCCUUCUCACAUGUUCCUCCAGGUUUCCGGUUUCACCCAACUGAUGAAGAACUUGUGGAUUAUUACCUUAGGAAGAAAAUCACCUCCAGAAGGAUUGACCUUGAUGUUAUUAAAGACAUCGAUCUCUACAAAAUUGAGCCAUGGGAUCUUCAAGAGUUAUGCAGAAUGGGGACAGAAGAACAGAGUGAUUGGUACUUUUUCAGCCACAAAGACAAGAAAUAUCCAACAGGAACAAGAACAAAUAGAGCAACAGCAGCAGGAUUCUGGAAAGCAACAGGAAGGGACAAGGCUAUAUAUUCUAAGCAUGACUUGAUUGGGAUGAGGAAGACAUUGGUGUAUUAUAAAGGGAGGGCUCCAAAUGGACAAAAAUCUGAUUUUAUUAUGCAUGAAUACCGACUUGAGUCUGAUCCAAAUGGUGCUCCUCAGGAAGAAGGAUGGGUUAUAUGUAGAGUGUUCAAGAAGAAAAUAGCAGCUGGCAUGAGGAUGGAUACUAGUGAGCAUGGUUCACCAAUUUGGUAUGAUGAUCAACUAUCAUUCAUGCAAGACAUGGACUCCCCCAAGCCAAAUUACAUUAACCACUAUCCUAAUAAUUACCCUAAUUGCAAGAAGGAACUCGAUAAUUUGCACUACCAAAUCCCACCUCAUCAUCAAAAUCACCACCAAUUUCUUCAUCAACUUCCUCUUUUAGAAACUAAUUCUAAACUUGUAGCAGCACCUCCUGGUACAAUAAGUUGCAGCUCAAUGCCAGUAUUUGGCAUUAAUGUUAAUCAAUCAUCAAUGCUCACACAAGAACGUAUCCCUCCUACGUUUGCAAAUAAUGAGCAAGUUGCAGAUCAACUGACCGAUUGGCGAGUACUCGAUAAAUUUGUAGCUUCUCAACUUAGCCAAGAAGAUGAAAAUAAUAACUACUCAUCAAAUGCGACAACCACAUUUCAGGCUACGGGCGAUGAUGGGAAUAUGAACAAGCAAGAAAUGGCCCCGGAAAAUAACUCUACAGCAUCUUCAAGUUCUCAAAUUGAUCUGUGGAAGUGAACUGAAAUUAAAUCCACCAAAUAAUAAGUUACUGCUCAACAAUAUCAUAGGAGGAAUUAAGUACAGCAUCCUUAUUGAUUGAAAAAUAUCUGAAGAUAUAUUUGUACAUUAUAAAAUGUAUAGAAAUUGUACGACAUUAUUUCUAAUUGUAUUAACUUAAAAUGAUGAUUAACUGAUCAUAGUGAUGAAGCUAUAGGUCUAUUAUAUAUGGUGCUGCAUGGAGUUAUAAUUGGUAGCAUGCAUUGACAUUGUGUAAAGCAUAUGGCUAAAUAUCUUUGUUAUGGUCAUAGCCAUUGCUUUGUUUAUGUAGUAUAACCAGCCGACUAUUUCCGGCUGUUUAAAUUGUUAUUAAAUCAUAUUCAGGUAAUAAUAAUAUCUACUCUCCUUUUCAAUUU